Molecule: messenger RNA, 1258 nt
Organism: Filobasidium floriforme
Lineage: Eukaryota; Fungi; Basidiomycota; Tremellomycetes; Filobasidiales; Filobasidiaceae
Product: WD40-repeat-containing domain protein
Exons: 7
Coding region: 107-1132 (341 amino acids)
Biological process (GO): mRNA splicing, via spliceosome
Cellular component (GO): catalytic step 2 spliceosome
Molecular function (GO): protein binding
Source: RefSeq, a predicted model, not a curated record
CAAGGUAUAAGGUAUAUCACAAGUAUCACUUGCUCUGACCUCACUUCAUACACGGCACGAGUAGUCUGGGAUCGUCGGCGGUUAAACACGGACGGACAGGUCGAUCAUGUCUGCUGCCGACAAGAUCACUUACCCGGAUCAACUCCGCCAUACACUCCAUGGCCAUACAGGUCCAGUAAAUACAGUCCGCUACAACCACACCUACAAAUACUGUCUCUCUGGAGGAUCGGACAAGACGAUCAGGUUAUGGAACCCCGUGACGGGCGCGCUGGUGAAAGGCUAUGAGGGGAGUAGGAUGGAGGUACUGGGGCUUGAUAUCGCACCAGAUAACGCCACCUUCACCUCAUGCGGCCAAGAAAAAGACCUCUACCUCUGGGACGUCCCCACCGGCCACAUCCUCCGUAAAUUCUCUGGCCACUACGGUCGAAUCAACACCGUCCGAUUCUCCGGGUCCGUCCAACCCGGAGUCAGAAAUUCCGGAUCCAGCGUGAUCCUCAGCGGGUCGUUCGAUUCGAAGGUGAUGAUCUGGGACGUGAGAUCACAGAACCGGGCUCCUAUACAGACGUUACAAGAGGGGAGAGAUAGCGUGACGAGUAUAGAGGUCCCGCCUCUGUCCUCAGCGGAAGGAGGGGGAGGUUUGGGGCAGGUCGUGGUUGGGGGCGUGGAUGGGACGGUGAGGACGUAUGAUGUCAGGAUGGGCAAAAUGGUGGAGGAUGUCAUCGCGGCACCGGUGACAAGCAUAGUCCUCUCCCCAACAACACCGAGAGAGACGAUACUCGUCGCUUCCCUCGACUCAAAAGUCCGGCUCAUGGACCGGUCAAACGGGCAGAUGCUGAACACAUUCGGCGGGCCGGACAACCCGACACCCUCAAGGGCGACAUUUGAGAACACGUCUUACCGCUCCAAAGUCGCUUUCGGGUACGGCGAACGGAGCGUCUUGGCAGGCGAUGAGAAGGGCGGCUUGUGGGUUUGGGAUAUCGUCAGCGCAAAAACGGUAACACCGGAUCAGGAACCGAGAAAGGUACAUGAAAAGGUGAUCACCUGGAUCGAACAUCAUCCGACGAGAGCGGACGAGAUGUUGACGGCGAGCGCGGAUGGGACGAUCAAGGUAUGGGAGAGCAAGAAAGAAUGAUAGAAGCAUUAGCCACAGAUCGGGCAAAUGAAGAUGAUCAGACUGUAAUAACAAUGAGGGUCACGACACAUCGAGUUGUAUAUCCAUUGGCAUCUUUUUCGCAUAUAUCUCAGGGAGUUCUCAGGG